Paramisgurnus dabryanus is the source of this 6692-nucleotide messenger RNA. It is a transcript of the gene myocd, whose product is annotated as myocardin. Gene Ontology annotation, cellular component: nucleus. Gene Ontology annotation, biological process: cardiac muscle cell differentiation; smooth muscle cell differentiation; positive regulation of transcription by RNA polymerase II. NCBI's taxonomy places the organism in Eukaryota, Metazoa, Chordata, Actinopteri, Cypriniformes, Cobitidae. The record is from RefSeq and is a predicted model, not a curated record. Gene Ontology annotation, molecular function: transcription coactivator activity.
CUGCGUCUGUUCCCAGAGAGACCCUCAGUCACAUUUGUUUGUACAUGCGUAAGAAGAUCUGCGGUCAGUCUCGCAGGCAGCUCGUUGAUAGCUUGCUAUGAUAGGUGGGACUGGAGUGAAAGAACUGAAGUGAACACGUUUCUGUUGAUGCUUUGACACUGGAAACAUACGCUGGGCAGGAUGACUCUACUGGGUUCUGAACAUUCCAUUCUGAUUCGCAGCAAGUUUAAAUCAGUCCUGCAGUUGAGACUCCAGCAGAGGAGGACACGAGAGCAGCUCGCAGACCAGGGCAUCAUGCCUCCCUUGAAGAGUCCGGCUGCAUUCAAUGAACAGAGGAAAAGUCUCGAGCGAUCCAAGACUGGCGAUUACUUAAAGCACAAAAUCAGAAGUCGUCCAGAUAAAACUGAGCUUAUCAACAUGCAUAUUCUACAAGAACCGGCCAGCGAGGCGUCGACACCAGACUCGCAGACCAAACUCAAGCGAGCCAGGCUUGCGGACGACCUGAACGAGAAAAUCGCUCUCAGACCGGGCCCGCUGGAGCUGGUUGAGAAAAAUAUUAUACCUGCCGAUUCGACUGUGAAAGAAGCCGUAAAGAAAGUUAACCAUGAGAAGUACCCUAAGCAGGAGGACUCGUAUGCUUUUGAGGAGUACAGCAGCAGUGAAAGUCUUUCCCCUGAGCAGCCUCACAGCGAAGAGUCCCAGAGUUGUGCCGAACCGCUCACGGAGAACAAGACCACCGGCUCGCCCUUACACACCCUGACCGGCACUAGCCAGGGGUCUCAGAACAAAGAUGCCAUUACUCAAAACCCAGAGGACAAUGCACAUGCCACAGACAACCAUGCAUCUCCACCCAUUCCAGUCCCUGCUAUAGUGAAGCAGUCCAAAAUGUCCGACAAGAACCGCCACAAAAAGCCCAAAGACAUCAAGCCUAAAGUGAAGAAGCUCAAGUACCACCAGUAUAUCCCACCAGACCAGAAGGCAGAAAAGUCCUCUCCUCCACCCAUGGACUCCGCCUAUGCCCGGCUCCUGCAGCAGCAGCAGCUUUUCCUGCAGCUACAGAUCCUCAGCCAGCAGAAACAUCAGCAGCACUCACAUUCCCAUCAGCAUCAGUGUCCACAGAGCCAGAGCUUCAGCUACCAGACCUUGAACCAGCACACACCAAAUAAGCAAUCCAGUGAGCAACAAACAUCAUGUAGUUCAAGUGUACCCACAAGCGGCGUAAACAGUAGCUCCUCGUCUCCUGUGAAGACCACCUACUGCAAUCCCACCUCCGUUACCCCAGUCAGACCAGGACCAUUACCUGCUAACCUGGAUGACUUAAAAGUAUCUGAGCUCCGGCAGCAGCUGAGAAUACGUGGCCUACCUGUGUCUGGCACUAAAACGGCACUAAUCGAGAGACUGCGGCCCUUUAAAGACUCCAGCUCCAGUUCCCCAUCGAGCUCUGGAGACAUCAGCACUGUGGCUUUCCCCAUGACCCCUACAGGAUCUCUGUCAUCCUACCAAUCCCCGAGUUCUUCAAGUGCCAUGUCUCAUGGUGGUGGCUACUACCCGUUCUGUAGCACCAGCUCCACUCCACCCAUCUCACCAGCCUCUUCCGAACUCUCCGUCAGUGGAUCCUUGCCUGAUAGCUUUAGUGAUGUCACCAUGUCCUCCCCACAUUUUGGCCUGCAGCCAUCCCCGGCCCAACUGAGCACAGAUGAGGGCCUUGGAGUGGGCUGCCUACGUGGGGAUGCCCAGACUGGAUUAGAGUCUCUAGGCCUAGAUGCAGAGAAGGAUAAGAUGUUGGUGGAAAAGCAGAAAGUGAUCGAGGAGCUCACAUGGAAGCUGCACCAAGAGCAAAGGCAAGUGGAAGAACUGCGGAUGCAGCUUCACAAGAGGAAGCGUGCCAACUGCCUCCAAGAAUGUCCUGCUCCAACUUCAGGACCCCUACCGCAACACAUGAUGCAUCUCCAGACCCCACCGCCGAUGCAUCAGUUCUACGGAGUGUCUGUUAAACAGGAACAUGUGGCUUCAAGCUGCCCACUUUCAUCCAAACAGUUCAAAGGUGGCCCAAACAAUAGCUGCAUGGAGGGAAUGGGUCACUGUAGCCCUCACUGCCUUGAAGUGCCCUCUUCUGGAAGUCCUGCUGGCCUCUCAGCAUUUCUGAGCCCUCAGUGCUCUCCUCAAGAUUCCCCCGUAACUAAAAACUCCAGCAGCCCCCAGCCCAGCAGUGUGCCUUCAUCCCCCAAUCACCCAUACAUGCUGACCCCACCUCUGGGCAGAGAUGGUUGCUCUCACCAACUCCCUCAAAAUGGACCCAGACCACGCAAUAUGCAGUUACAGCAGAAAAAUGUCGGACAGACGGUGAGCUGUGCAUAUCCAUCUGACCAAAGAAGCUUGCAGCCUAUAUACCAAAGUCCUGCGGAGAACAACUUAAACCCAAGAGGGUUAUCCAAGGCCAAGAACGCUAACAUGCAGCAAAAGCAGAUGACCAGGAGCCAGCAGAUGGAUGAACUUCUAGAUGUCCUUAUUGAGAGCGGAGAAAUUCCAGCUAACGCCAAAGACGAGAGGUCACCUGUAACCAAAGUUGUGCCUCACCUUACAGUUUCGACGAGCAACACCAGCAGAGUGGCCGUACCAAAGUUUCACAGACACUUCAUAUCGCCCACCCUGCUUCCCUACGAGCAUGCCGCAGGUCACGGGGACGGCCACUUGGAGGCGCUACUGAGUCCAAUAAGCCGGCAAGGGGACCUGGAGGAGGCGGGGGAUGGCUUUACCGGCCCUCAACACGACGAGAAGUUGCUAAGCAAUCGUGAUAUGAUGGACACGCCUUUAUCGCCCAUGGCAACCAAAGUCUUACCAGUCACUGCUGAAAACCAGGGGCUGGGGAUGACAUUUACAGAGUCGCCCUGGGAAACGAUGGAGUGGUUGGACCUGACUCCACCCAGCUCUGCUACAGCAUUCAAUACCAGCAUGCCUCCUCCCGGACCGAGCAUCUUCAACGCUGAAUUCCUCGAUGUGACGGAUAUCAACUUGAACUCUGCAAUGGAUCUGCACUUAGAACAUUGGUGAGUUGGGCCAGACUUCUCCAAAAGCAAACGUUUCCUAUGCCAAAGCAUCACUAUGCACUUCGAUAAACACGAACAACACCCAAAGCCUUUCAAAAUGACCUGGACGAGCACACAAGCAGAAGAUGAAAACAUGGUUAGUUUCACGAUUCGGUCUUCAUGGUAGCUUGUAAAAUGAUUCAUAUCGUCCUAUAGCUUGGCUGGAUGAAAGCAUUACUGUUUUAUCAACGGUCCAUCAAAACUUGAAAGUUGUUUUGACUAUGGAUACUGGGAAAGAAUGUUUUUAUUACUGGAAAAAGAAAAAUCCUACGGAACAGAUUGGAUUCACGCAGGGAUAUCCAUACCAAAUUCAAGAGUGUUUUGUGAAACCAUUGUAAAUAUUCCACUCGAUCCUUUGUUUUAUUUUGUCUGCACAUUUGUGGUGUGGUAAAACACAUAUUAAUGCAUUAAAUAUGUUCACGAACAUCAAACUCUAGUAUAUAUCACGUGUACUCUAUUAUGCUAUUGUAAAUAUUCACACACUUGCACCUUGAGUAGUAGGGCAUUUAGUCCUAUGUGUCACACUUUUGCUUAUGCAUUUCAUUUUUUGAGAGCAUUUCUUCCUUUUUUAUUUGCAUUUAAUAGUUUUAUUUAUUUAGAGACCUGAAACUUCUGUGUAAUGUGGUAUUCUUCAUGUGAGAGUGUAUUCUUCAUAUUCAGAAAGGAAAUGAAUAUUAUGACAAUCCAGUUCUCAGACUAUACAGUAUGUGUCUUCAUAAUCACUGGAGAAAUAAAGUGUAAUUGGAGCAAUCCAUUUUUUUGAUUUGUUAGCUGAAAGAUGAAAUCUAUCAAAUUCUUGCCCAAAAUGUUUUUCCAAAAUAUGUACCCAGCGGUCACUAGGGCAGCACCCUUUGAAUAGGUCCUAAUAUGUACCAUUAGUUACAGAUAUGUUAACCAAUUUUGGUACCAAAUAUGUACCUUGAGGUACUAAUAUGAAGUCGUUAGGUGCAAAGCUGUACUUUUUAAGAGGGUAUAGCCCAUUGACUGUAAAAAAAAAAAAUGCACGUUGUGUCUGUGACGUCACCCAUAGGUUUGUAAAGAGCUUUUUUUAAAGCCAAUAGUUGGCAGGGCUUGCCGUCACCAUCUAAUGCUGUGUUCAGACCAGUCGCGGUAGAGGCGUCAAGCGCAAAUGAUUUCAAUGAUAAGUCAUUGUGAAGAUGCGUUGACACGCCUCUGGAGGUCUCGUGGCGCGAAUGAGGCGUUUAGUGUGGUGCGGUAGACGUGAUUCCGCCUCAUUCGCGCGUCUAGUUCAUGUGAAUGGCGCGAAUUGAGCGUUGCCACGGCAAAUGCGCGAGUUGAAAAAUUUGAAUUUUGGGGGAAAAACGCGCUGCAUUAGCCAAUCAGGAGUUUGCUCUUGUAGUGACGUGAUUACAGAAAGCAAGCAGAAGCCCCUCCCAUGACGCGAAUUUCUGCGUGAAUGUCUCAAUGACUAGAAUUUCAUGCGCGAAUAAACUCAAAAUUUUCAAGUGGCAAACUAGACGCGGUAGACGGGAUUUUGACACCUCAAACACAGCUGGUGUGAACCCACGGUUACUGUGGUUACUGUGCGUUGAGGCGUCAAAAUUUUUUGAGUGUACUCGCUUCAUUCUUGCGUGAAAUUCUAGUUAUCGAGACAUUCACGCGGAAAUGUGCGUCAUGGGAGGGGCUUCUGCGACUCUGCUCACUUCCUGUAAUCACGUCACUACUACAGCAAGCUACUGAUUGGUUAAAGCAAAUUGUUCAACUCGCACAUUUGCCAUGGCAACGCUCAAUUCGAACGUGAGACCUCCAGACGCGUUUACAUUUCUUUAUAUUGACUUAACACUAAAAUUACUUGCGCUUGACGCCUCUACCACGGCUGGUCUGAACGCAGCAUUACCAUCGCGUUGCCACACAACCGCCUAGCUCGACUCUAGUGACAGCAGUGGCAGUUCACCCGUCACUCAAGUGGCCACACCCCUAAUUACACAGAACUUUAAGGCUUAAUAUAAUUUAAACAGAUGAGUUACAAAAAAAUUCACCCCCUCACAGUUGCCAUGAAGGGCAAAAUUUGCUAUAUAGACCAAAAACACCUUUUGUACCAAACUGUAAACAUUUUUUUCUACUGUAAAGUUGGGCAUUUUAACAUGGAGGUCUAUGGGGAAUUGACUCCCUUUUGGAGCCAGCCUCUAGUGGCCAGUCCAUGAAUUGCAGUUUGAGUCACUUCAGUAUUUAUUACUCAUCAGAGAUCAUAAGGUUGCCCCUCGGUACAGCCCAAGUAACAACUGGGUUACAUAUUUUGACCUUUUUUUUGACCAUUUAUGUUUUGCAUUCCCACGUAAGCUCUUUUUAAUUUUUGCUCUUAAUAUCUUAUUCUGAUGUAUUUAUUUCAGCCUUUACUUUUAAUUGACAUAUUUAUACAUAUUUAUGAAACAUUCCUUUUCAUUACAAAAAAAGUUGAGUGUAAACUUGCUCAUGGUUAAAAGACCAUACAGUUUCCAACAGUAUUAGGAUCGGUUAAUAACAUAAAUCCCCAUUAUUGAUUUACAAAUUACAUGCACUGAUAACACUUAGGUUUUUUUUUUUCUAUAGUUGCGAUUUUUAAACACCAUAGAAAUGAUUGGAUUUCUACAGUUUAUUCUUAUAGAAAUACUGAAUGUAAGAUGCCUGACCGAAUUGUGCUCUUCUGCCAAUUAAAAUGACUCCUCAACAUUCAUAAAGCAGGUGAUGUAAAUUUUACAAGCACUUGUGAAAAAUAAAACCUAAUAUAUAGGCUGAUAUUUUAACUUCAACUGUGAAACUAGAUUGUAAACUGUGGUAAAUUUGGGACCUUUUUUGUACUGAUUAGCAGAAAGGAGUUUCUCUAUAAAUAAUAAUAGUAGCUCAGCAAAAGCUCAAACUGUGAAUAGAUUUGUAUUUUAUAUGUAUGAAAUGAAUAAUUCUUUGCUUUUCUGGUAUCUGACGUUUCACUCGGAUGCUUUUGAGUUGUACGGACCAUACGGUUUGUCCUGAGGAUGGAGGCUCUUUGCAAGUGCCUUUAGUAUAUCCUAAACAAACAACAAUAGAAAUUUUACAGAAUACAAUUUGGGUUAUUACCCAAUGAUCAAGCAUUAAAGGGCAUUACAGACCAGGAUCGAGUGCUCUUAUGACUCAGUAUUUAAUUCAGUACUGUUUAAACGUAUUAAAGACCAGCAACUACAACUUGUCUUAUAACUUGAGAAAAAUUAUUUGUUACAACCAGAUACCAUAUUAAGGCUAUUAUCAUGAUUCUGAAUAAUGCAAAAAUGUUUUACAUUGUUUCAUGUAAUGUAAAGAAUUUCAGAUACUCCUAAAGAAAAAAAUAUAUUUGAAAACUAUCUUUGCUAUUUUAUAUUUUCCUGUUUAUUACUAAAUUUGUUUAUAAUGUAAAUGAUCAUUCCACAGUUUUCUCUUGAUGGCAGAAUACCAACAGUUACACCACACCAAUAAACUUCCAGUAUUAGCACUAUUUUCACUCCUUUGGUUUCUAGAGGUUUGUCUUGUUUCUGGAUUUCUCUUGGGGAAAACUACAAUAUAUUGAUUUGACAAAAAGCUUUUGUAUUGCUUGGCCACUAAACAACUUGACAAUAUAAACUGUCCCAUUAUUUGUCUACACCGCUGUAUUACUGC